This is a messenger RNA of Heterostelium album PN500, 498 nucleotides long. RefSeq lists its product as uncharacterized. NCBI's taxonomy places the organism in Eukaryota, Evosea, Eumycetozoa, Acytosteliales, Acytosteliaceae. The record is from RefSeq and is a predicted model, not a curated record. The coding region runs from base 1 to 498 and encodes 165 amino acids. Gene Ontology annotation, molecular function: protein binding. The transcript has a single exon.
AUGGAAUGUGCCGCGAAUAACGGCCAUUUCAAUUGUGUCCGGUGGUUACAUGAGAAUAGUGCAGGUAAAGUUACGUACAGUGCAAUGGAUAAUGCAGCGAGCUUCGGUGAUCUGGAAUGUGUGAAAUUUCUACAUCAAAACAGAACAAAAGGUAGUAGUUGUGAAGCUAUGGAUAGAGCUGCUACUUGCGGUCAUUUCGAUGUUUUAGUUUGGUUGAAUGAGAAUCGUACCGAAAGAUUCACGCCUGGUGUAGGAACACUCUCUGAUGUAAUUGAAAACACAGGACAGCAAGAAAUCUUUGAAUGGCUGUACAAUCAUCAAGAAUUGGAUUCAGAAGAUUUCCAACAAAUAAUAGAGCUCUCUGUGUGUAUUGGUACAAAUGAUAUCUUCAAAUUUCUUCAUUCGCAAAACAGAGAGUAUGAUGGAAAAGAUUUCAUUGAGCAUGCGACUAAAAAUAGUGAUCUAGUGAUGGGAAAUUCCUCUAUGAAAAUGGAAUAG